AGGGGGCGGGACCGGAAGAUGGGCUCCGCCUGCGGGGCCGUCGCUCCCCAGAGGAUGUGGAGAGCAGGCAGGAUGUCCGCCGAGCUGGGAGUCGGGUUUUCGCUGAGGGCCGUGAACGAGCGCCUGCAGCAGGCCGUGGCGCGGCGGCCGCAGAAUCUCCCAGCUAUCCAACCCCGGCUUGUAGCAGUCAGCAAAACCAAACCUGCAGACAUGGUGAUUGAGGCUUACAAUCAUGGCCAGCGAACUUUUGGAGAGAACUAUGUGCAGGAACUGCUAGAAAAAGCAUCAAACCCUAAUAUUCUAUCUUCAUGUCCUGAGAUCAAAUGGCACUUCAUUGGCCACUUACAGAAACAAAAUGUCAACAAAUUGAUGGCUGUCCCCAAUCUGUUCAUGCUGGAAACGGUGGAUUCUGUGAAGUUGGCAGACAAAGUGAACAGCUCCUGGCAGAAAAAAAGUUCUCCAGAAAGGUUGAAAGUUAUGGUCCAGAUUAAUACCAGUGGAGAGGAGAGUAAACAUGGCCUUCGGCCUUCUGAGAUGAUAACAGUGGUGGAGCACAUCCAUGCCAAGUGCCCUAGCCUGGAAUUCGUGGGGCUGAUGACUAUAGGAAGCUUUGGGCAUGACCUUAGUCAAGGACCAAACCCAGACUUUCAGGUGUUGCUGUCCCUGCGAGAGGAGCUGUGUAAAAAGCUGAAGGUCCCUGCUGAGCAGGUGGAGCUGAGCAUGGGCAUGUCCGGUGACUUCCAGCACGCGAUUGAAGUAGGAUCUACAAAUGUCCGAGUAGGAAGCAUCAUUUUUGGAGAGCGGGAUUACUCAAAGAAACCAGCCCCAGAGAAGACCACAGCAGACUUGAAGGGGGUGACACAGGAACACUGAGCUAAAGACACCUAAGAUCACCAACUAUGCACUGACCUAGGCUUCCAUGUUGACACACCCCAUGUUCCAGCCCAGUCCUGCUCUCCUGUGACGUGGAUAGAGUGCUGAGGAUCACAUGCACUGAUGGAAAGAAACCGUUUGUGCUUCUGACAUAAGAAGCUGACUUCAAGUGGUAGUUUUGGAUCAGAUUUGAGAAAUGUAGACAUUUUUGCGAAAGAGAUACCAAGUCAGUAGCCAGAAUUGAAUUCAAUACUGAAUCUUCCCAGGAGCACCAACCAAUCCAUGAAUGCCUUUUCCAGGAUAAAACUUGGGUCACUGAUGCCUCUAAUCAGGGAAAUCAGAUGGAUUCCUAUUUCUCAUCCCACCUUAAUAGGAAAUUUCCUAUUAUGGUAAACCCUCGCCAUUGCUGCUAUGGAAUAAAGUGAUUUCUGUCCCUAGU
Messenger RNA from Perognathus longimembris pacificus (Pacific pocket mouse), 1312 nucleotides. It is a transcript of the gene Plpbp, whose product is annotated as pyridoxal phosphate binding protein. The record is from RefSeq and is a predicted model, not a curated record. Gene Ontology annotation, molecular function: pyridoxal phosphate binding. Lineage: Eukaryota; Metazoa; Chordata; Mammalia; Rodentia; Heteromyidae. The coding region runs from base 19 to 873 and encodes 284 amino acids. Gene Ontology annotation, cellular component: intracellular anatomical structure. The transcript has 8 exons.